This is a messenger RNA of Orcinus orca (killer whale), 1525 nucleotides long. RefSeq names its product SFT2 domain containing 3 (gene SFT2D3). Gene Ontology annotation, cellular component: membrane. The transcript has a single exon. The coding region runs from base 266 to 922 and encodes 218 amino acids. The record is from RefSeq and is a predicted model, not a curated record. Lineage: Eukaryota; Metazoa; Chordata; Mammalia; Artiodactyla; Delphinidae. Gene Ontology annotation, biological process: vesicle-mediated transport.
UUAAUGCUGCCAUGAUUUAUCCAGGCCCUCAUAGCGCCUACACCGGACACAGGACAAGGUCCGGGGCUGGGAGGGUAAACGCACAGGGACCAGCAGAGUCCCAAGCCCCAGGUCCAGCGGAGGCAGCUGAAGGAGCGGAGCCGCAGGCCCCGCCCCUUCCGCCAAGGCCGACCAACAGCCGACCGGAGCCGAGCCGCUUCCAACGGCGACCGAGCAAAACCGGAAGUGGGCGCCAGCCCUCCCCUUCCCGGACACCCCGCCCAAGAUGGCGGACCUCCACCGCCAACUGCAGGAGUAUCUGGCGCAGGGGAAAGCGGGCGGGCCGGCAGCCGCCGAGCCGCUCCUCGACGCGGGAGAGGCAGAGGAGCCCACGGCCGGGGCCGGGCCGGCGGGGGCGUGGCUCGGCCGCGCUGGCCUGCGCUGGACGUGGGCGCGGAACUCCGCGGAGCCGACGACGGCGGCGGGACCGACGUGCAUGCCGAGCGUGACGCGCGCUCAGCGGCUGGCGGCGAGCGGCGUGUGCCUGCUGCUGGCCGCGCUCUGCUUCGGCCUGGCCGCACUCUACGCCCCAGUGUUGCUGUUGCGCGCCCGCAAGUUCGCGCUGCUGUGGUCGCUGGGCUCGGUGCUGGCGCUAGCGGGCGGCACGCUCCUGCGAGGCGGUGCGGCGUGCGGACGCCUGCUGCGCGGCGAGGAGGCGCCGUCGCGGCCCGCGCUGCUCUACGUGGCCGCGCUGGGCGCUACGCUGUACGCGGCGCUGGGUCUCCGCAGCACGUUGCUCACGGCGCUGGGCGCCUGCGCGCAGGUGGCUGCGCUGCUCGCCGUGCUGUUGGGUUUGCUGCCCCGCGGCGCGAGCACCGCGCUGCGCAUGGCGCUUCGGCGCCUGGGACCGGGCGCCACCCUCACCAAGGCGCUCCCCGUGUGAGAGGCCUGGGGCCCGCGCCGUCGGAAAGGACGCAGAGUCCGCCCCCGGGACGCGCCGUCGGGAGACCACACGGAGCCGGCCCAGGGGCCCAGCGCUCGCCAUGCCAAGGACUGCGCCCGCCUUUCCCAGAGCGCGCGGGGCAAAGGCUGCUCCUUUACCCUGCCAGCGAAAUCUGUAAACUGAGCAGCAGUUGUAAAACUGAGACAUGAGCUGUUUCGGAAGCUCCUCAAGUUCAGCGUUUUGUGCUAUACUCAGCAGCAAGUGCUAUGAGAACUAAAUUUUGUCCUUGAGUUGGUGACAUACUGUGAAGCAUUUAUGAUAAAUUGCUUUUGCGUUAACCGUGGUCUUAGUUUACACUCAGUUGAAAAAGAAAAAGAACACUAGCUCUUCCGUUUUAAUUAACUGCCCUUAUUACUUUUCUCAGACUUCUGUUCCACGUUUUGUCACUUUAAAAAAUCCAGUGGUAGACUGUAGUAGCUUAGCUACAGUAAACUUGUUCUCUUCGGCUCUUGGAAAUUAUUUUUCCGUAUUCUUCAAUGUGAGUGGAUCCAUAAGAGUUAUUAAAAUAAAUACUGACUUUAGCCACCGGAAUUUUUAAAAGUA